CUAUACUUUUCAAACCUCUUCAUAACACUUUCUCUUGUGCUAAGCAAGUAAGAAAAUAUGGCUGAAUUUGUCCUUAGUGUUGUUGCAAAGGGAUUAAUGGCCAAGGUGAUGUCACUAGCUAGUGAGCAUAUCGGUACUGCAUGGGGUGUCAAGGAGGAGAUAGGAAAGCUUCAAGUCUCAUUAACCAAGAUUCAAGCUGUUCUACAUGAUGCUGAGAAAAGGCAAGUAAGUGAUGAGUCUGUGAAGAUCUGGCUACUAGAGCUUAAAGAUAUAGCUUAUAAAGCCGACAAUGUGCUAGAUAAGUUUGGCUAUGAGAUUCUUCGACAAAAGGUGGAGACUCAAAACAGAAAGAAGGUACGCAACUUCUUUUCAACCUCCAAUCCUAUUGUAUUCCCCUUUAAGAUGGGAAGCAAAAUAAAAAACAUCAACCAAAUGUUGGAUAGAAUUAAGACUGAUGUAACUCUCCUUGGCCUUAGAGAGUCUUUGAACCCAAUACCCAAGAUCGGUCUAGAUCGGGAGACAGACUCUUUUAUUGAUGAUUCGGAAGUUGUAGGCCGAGGAGAUGAUGUCUUAAAAAUUGUCAACUUGUUGAUUGGUGCAAAUAAUCAACAAGUUAUCUCUGUUAUUCCUAUUGUGGGUAUGGCAGGUCUUGGAAAGACAACUAUAGCAAAAUUAGUUUACAAUCAUGAACUAGUAAAGAAACAUUUUGAUGUGAAGAUAUGGGUAUGUGUAUCUGAUAAUUUUGAUGUUAAAAGGAUUUUAAGAGAGAUUCUUGAAAUCCUUGAGAAUAAUUGUAGUGGGUUAGAAAAUAAAAAUACAAUACUUAAACACCUUCAAAAGAAGUUGUUGGGAAAAAGAUAUCUUCUCAUACUUGAUGAUGUGUGGAAUGAAGAUAGUGAGAAAUGGGAUAGUUUAAGGAGUAGUUUGUUGGCAAUUAAUCAAAAUAAUGGAAAUAACAUUAUUGUAACUACUCGUAAUGACAAUGUGGCACAAAUCAUGGAGACAAGUCCUAGACAUAAAUUGGAAAAACUAUUAGAAGAUGAAUGUUGGUUACUAUUUAAAAAAAAGGCAUUUGCAAAUGAAAGAAUUCUAGUAACUCUAGAUUUGGAGGAUAUUGGAAGAAAGAUCGCUAAAAGAUGUGGAGGGAAUCCACUGGCUGCAAAAGUUUUAGGAGGAAUGAUGCGGUUCAAAGAGGACAAAAGUGAAUGGCUAGCGAUUCAAAAUAGUAAAACUUGGGAGUCAAUGGAGGACAAUAAUGGAGUCUUUCCAACAUUAAAGUUAAGCUUUGAUCAUCUCCCAACACCAUUUCUAAAACAAUGUUUUGCAUAUUGUUCAAUUUUUCCCAAGGAUUUUGUUAUUGAAAAGAAAGUACUAGUUCAACUCUGGAUGGCUGAAGGAUUCCUUCAAACAUCUAAAACAUGUUUUUCGGAGAUGGAGGAUAUUGGCAACAAGUAUUUUGAUUUGUUAUUGGCAAACUCCUUAUUUCAAGAUCCAGAAAAGGAUUUUUUUGGUGAUAUUACAAGGUGCAAGAUGCAUGAUCUUGUGCACGAUCUUGCGCUCUCAAUUUCGGAAGGAGAAACCUUGCAUUUGGAGGGAAAUUUGGGGGAUGACAUUGAUGCCUCUCAUAUUCGACGUUUAUCUCUUAAAUCUAAUGACCAUAUGACACAUGCAAUCCCAUUAUCUAAAGAUGGCAUGGGUAGGUUACGCACAAUUUUUUUGAAUUGUGUUGAUCUUGGCGACAAGUUAUUGGAGUUUAAAUAUGUACGUGGUCUAUCGCUAUCUGGGUCAUGUAUAAAAGAGCUACCCAACUCCAUUGGUAAGUUGAGACAUUUAAGGCUUCUUCGCAUUGAGGACACCUACAUCAAAUUAAUACCCAAUUCUGUUACCAUGCUCUACAACUUGCAAACUCUAGUAAUCAAGAAUUGUUGUUAUCUCGAAGAGCUUCCAAAAGAUCUACGAAACUUGAUUAACUUGAGACAUAUGGACAUUGACACUGCCGUUGGCUUUGACUUUCUUUCUAGGUUCAGAAUGAAGAAAUUGCCGAUUGAUUUGGGCCGGUUGACUUGCCUUCAAACAUUGCCUUUCUUUCACAUUGGUCAAGACGUUGGUGGUCAAAUUGAAGAACUGGGAUGCUUAAGCCAACUUAGAGGAGAAUUACGUAUUCACAAUCUAGAGCAUGUGAGAGAUAAAGAAGAAGCCAAAACUGCAAAUUUAGCGGUAAAAUCAAAAGUACACAAAUUGGGAUUCUAUUGGAGUUGGUGUAGAGGGGAAGGCAACAACAAUGACGAGGAUGUAAUGGAAGGCCUUCAGCCUCACCCAAAUUUGAAAAGCUUAAAGAUAGAAAAAUUCAAUGGUGAGAAGUUCCCUUCGUGGCUAUUGGGGAGUGAUAAUAUUAGGGGUGGCUUGUUACUUUUCGAUCAUCUAUUGGAGAUUCGCUUAAACUCCUGUAGGAAGUGUGAAAAAAUUCCUACACUUGGACAUUUACCCAGUCUCAAAGUUCUUGAUAUAAUGGAAAUGUAUAACGUGAGAUGCAUAGGAACUGAAUUUUACAGCAGUUAUAAUGGUGAGGGAUCGAGUAAUAGUAGAGGUGGCAGUGGCAGUGGCAGCACCGUGUUGUUCCCUGCUUUGGAAACACUUGUUUUGGAGGGCAUGAGUAAUCUAGUAGAAUGGACGGAAGCAACAGCAGAAAUGGGAAUGAUAUUUCCUCGCCUUCAGAAAUUGAAGGUUGCGGAAUGCGGGGAACUAACAAGUGCUCCACGUCAUUUUCCGUCUAUUAAGAAAUUAAUUAUUUACAGAAUCACAGGCCUAGCAUUUGAAAAGAUUAUUAGCGAGCUUACCACACUCACAUCCAUCCAGAUUCAGAAAGUUUCAGAACUUGCUUGUCUGCCACAGCAUUUUUUGCAAAAAAAUACAAGUCUCAUGGAUUUGAAUAUAUGGAAUUGUGCUGAUUUGGAGUCAAUCUUGCCACAUGAGCAUGUAUGGCCCAUCUGCACCUCUCUCCGAUCACUCUCUAUACAUGGCUGUGACCAACUGAGUACAUUGCCAGAUGCACUGCACAACCUUCAUUGCCUUGAGGGUAUUGAUGUAAAUUGCUGUAGUAACCUGAGGUCCUUUCCAAGUAUACAAGGUAUCGCAUCCCUUCUUCAACACUUGCGGAUAUCCUGUAGUGAUGUAGUUCUACCAACUGGGCUACAAUCCUGUAUGUCUCUUCAAUAUUUGAAUAUAUGCAAUUGCCCUCAUCUGAUAUCAAUUCCAGAUCUACGAAAUUUGCAUUCUCUUAUCCAUUUAGAAAUUGACAGUUGCCCUAAUCUGAUAUCGAUUCCAGAUCUGAAAGACUUGCCUUCUCUUACCCGAUUAAAAAUUAGGAGUUGUUCUAAAUUGAAAUCAAUUCCAGAUUUAAAAGAAUUGCCUUCUCUUACCGGAUUAGAUAUUUGUGAUUGUUCUGAUUUGGUAUUGAUUCCAGAUCUAAAAGAAUUGUCUUCUCUUACCCAACUAAAAAUUUCUGGUUGUCAUAAUCUGAUAUCAAUUCCAGAUAUACGUCAACUUCGUUCUCUUACCCAAUUAGGUAUUCGCCGAUGCCAAAAUAUGAGGUGUGUGCCAGAUGGAUUAGAGUGCCUCACCCGCUUGGAGUGUUUGUGGAUCGGUGACUUUUGUCAGGAGUUAAAUUCUUUCCCAAGUCUCAAUUCCAUCCAACACUCACAUGCGCCCCUUCAAAGAUUACAUUUGUAUGGAUGGGAUAGUCUCAACUCUCUCCCAGAGGCAAUUAAAUACUCCACUGCCCUUCAAAUUCUAGAAAUAUCUGAAUUUGGUGAAAUCAUCUCUUUGCCUGACUGGUUAGGCAACCUUUCUUCUAUUCAAGAGCUAUAUAUUUACAAUUGCAAGAACCUGAUGUAUCUGCCCAAAACGCAAGCCAUGCGACGUCUCAUCAAACUAGAACAACUAUCCAUUUUUCAAUGCCCCAAAUUGGAGGAAAGAUGUGCACAAGGGAGUGGCGCAGAGUGGUCUAAGAUUGCCCAUAUUCCGAAAUUUUCUUCUAAUGCUUGGAUGGAUCAUUAUAAUUCAUAGCACAGUUUAAAACAAUUAGGAAUGCUGCUAUGAUUACAAGCUCGCCCCAAUUUGCACACCAGCACAGAGUGGUCUGAAAUUGAUGGAAAAUCUAUUGAAGGUUUGUAGCGCAGAUUGAUCCUAGACAGAUGAGUGAAACAGGAGGCACUCUGAAGAUCAUAUAGAUUUUUAAAUAUUAAAAGUGAUGAGUGCGGGGAUGGCAUACCCAUUGUGUUCUGCUCCAGGAAAAUGGAAAGUUCAUAACUCAAAAGAGCUAAAACUGCAAAGCAUUUAUUGUCCCCAUCUAAAGGAAGGAUGUGUGAAGGGAAAGAGCCAAGUGGUCCUAAAUUUGCACGAAGAAAAUAAGUUUGCCAAAUGUUAUGGAUAUACCUGGCCACAAUAUAUAAAAUGGAUAAGGAAGGAAAUAUAAUGCCUCACCAUAUAGUGGAAACUGCAGAUUUUUGUUGUCCCCCAUUAAAAGGAUGUGCCAAGGGAAAAUUGAAAAGAGCCAGGGUGGUCCAAGAUUGUCCAAAUACAAUACAAAUAGAAAGAUUGUUCAUAUUUUGUCAUAGAAAUUCAUUGGGAUAGUUUCAGGUACUCAUUUUUUAGCCGGGAGAAUUGAGAUCUACUUAAGUACAAAUAGUUGCAGGGCUAUUUUGUAGUUAUUUUCAACUGGGAGGAUAGUUCAAAUCUAUUUGGAACAAGUCGAGAGUUGAAGAUUUCAGAAAACAUUUCUACAAAACCAGCUACUUUCAAGCCAAAAUUGGAAGGUCAACUCCUAUUUUGAUAAAAUUUCAAAAUGCUGGUCCUGACAAAGAAAGCCUCGUGUUGACUGGUGUUGCUUUGAAAUCCCUCUCCAUUUGCACGGAUGGUAGGACCCACUUCGUGAGAUCUUUUCUAGUUUUUAUUGUUAUUGUUGUAAUCCAAGAAUGGCUUCUUCUUCUUCUUCUUCUUUUUUGGUCUUUGUAAACUCUAGCAUUUGUUCUAGAAAGAUUGUUAUAAACACAUUAUUCUAUAGUGGAAGAUUUUACUGGACUAGGUCCCGUGGUUUUUCCCUUCCCAUUGAAGGGUUUUCCACGUAAAAAUUUGGUGUCUUGAUUGUGGGUUGUUUCUACACUUUUAUUUUUUUUAAUUUUAAAUAUUGGUUAUCAUGUUUUGCUA
Molecule: messenger RNA, 5205 nt
Organism: Quercus robur (English oak)
Lineage: Eukaryota; Viridiplantae; Streptophyta; Magnoliopsida; Fagales; Fagaceae
Product: putative disease resistance protein RGA3
Exons: 8
Coding region: 58-4065 (1335 amino acids)
Biological process (GO): defense response to other organism
Molecular function (GO): ADP binding
Source: RefSeq, a predicted model, not a curated record